AUGCAGUCCCAAGCUUGCGAUGUGUGUCACCGACGGAAGUCACGAUGCGACAAGAGACAUCCAUGUGGAUAUUGUCAGAAAGCCGGGGUAGAAUGCAAAUACACAGACAGAAGCAGAGAGCCCACAUUCCGGCGAGACCAUGUGGAGGCCAUUGAACGACGACUACGCCAAGCGGAAGCAAAGAACAAAGCACUGUCAGACGAGCUUGCCAAAGCCAAGAGAAAUGAGAACUCGAUCCUCAGCAGCCGUGAAGUCUCGGGUGUUAGAUCAACACCAUCAUCUAGAGAUGAAAACACUCAAUCCUCUACCCCUGUACAAGCAAAUGGGACAGGACACACUAUUAUCAACGAGGUUUCAUUCCUCGCCUCGACCGCAGCUGGAGAACGGCAUUACCUUGGUUCGACAAGCGGCGUUUUGUUUGCGAAUCUGGUGAGAGCUAGUGUUGACAUCUCCAAUGGCCAACACUCCUCUAGAGCUGAGAACGAGCAUUCUCAGCAGCUGAGCACUUUGGCGAAAAGCUCUGUAUCGACUACAUACAGUCAAUCCUUGCCUCCUCAUGAGCUGGCGAGUAAGCUCGUCUCAAGCUACCUAGCUCACGACCAUUUGUGCUACCCUUUUCUGCCGCCAGCUGAACUUCUCAGCAUGACGGAUGCCAUCUAUGGCGAUCCAUCUUUCUACUCCAAUAAUGCAUAUGAAGCAUUCGUGUUCGAUCUCGUCUUAGCCAUUGCAACGGCAAAUGUCUACAAAUUCGACUGGCAGAUGCUUCCAAGUGCAGAGACGCACCACUCUCGUGCAAUGUCAAGGAUCACGGAAGUCUUCCAAUGUGGAGGUAUCAAGAGCCUUCGAGUAAUUCUUCUUCUGUGUCAAUACCGUACUGGGAGCUCGAUGCAAGAUACUUCUGCAAGUAUGUGGCAUCUGGUAGGCAUUGCUGUCCGGAUUUGCUAUGAGCUGGGUCUACAUCGGGAGUCUACGUACACUUCCAAAACACAGCGCGACGAGCAUGAAAGGCAAUUAGCUGAGCGGAGAGAGCAAGAGAUCAAGCGUCGUUCUUUUUGGUGCGUCUUUGCUAUGGACAGAAUUGUUGGCAUAACGCUAGGUCGACCUCUGGCCAUCCACUUAGACGACAUCGAAGUUGCACUACCUUCUCCUCAAAGCGAUCAGAUAUUUGCUACUCAAUUCCAGGAACAACCAAGUGCACACCAGGCUAGCCGCACGUCGAUUUUCGUCCACAUCACCCAAUAUCGCCACCUAUGUGGCAGGAUUAUGACACACCUUCACGGCCUCAAGCGACCAGAGCAUACCGAGGAACGAGUGUCUACUCUCAGAGAUACGCUUGUGGCUGAGCUUGACGAGUGGAGAGCGAAUACAAAUAAUCUCGUCCUACCAGACAACGACAACGGACCCGAUUUUCCCCCAGAUCGCACGAGCUUCCGAUCCAGAGAGUGGUAUGAGGUCUUGUACAGUAAUGCGAGACUGCUCCUAUUCCGACCCUGUCCGAUGCUGGCGGACAUUUCCAAGGAUUCGAAGUCACUGCAAAACAUUUUCUCGUCCUCGAAGCAAGCUAUCACUAUAUAUGCCUAUCUUCACAAAUCUCGGAGAAUUAAUUACUCGUGGAUCACUUUGCACGCUGUAUUCAUGGCGGGGUUGUCUUACAUUUACGCAGUAUCACGCCACUUCAGAGAGAGGCGACGCGGACCGUCGUCGGGGGCGUGUCUGCUGUCAGAUCCAACGACGAUAGAGAUUGUCAACGAUACUAGAGCUUGCUCGAACGUUCUUGUCGCCGUCUCAGAACGUUGGAAUGCGCUUCGUCAUUGCCAUGAGGUGUUUGACAGGUUGAGCGAUGCGGUUCUAGCAGACGCUAUCAAGCUACAAUGUGCUCCCAAUCUCGUUCAGCAAUAUGCCACAUCGAUACUUCCACCAGACGCAGAGAACAGACGAUUACAAGAGAUCAAUUAUCAGCCGUUCAUGAGUUCAGCCUCUGCCAGUCUCCACCCCAACUCUUCUGCAACAGUCCCAAUGAACGACGCAUGCUACACCAGCACAUCCCCGUUAGCAGUUGAUUCAGCAUUUCGUAGCUGCUACGAUGACCUACAGAAUCUUUAUGAUCAGUCCUUCAUUGAUGAUCCUGUCAUGCAACUAUCUCACGACUGGCUCGGGUAUCUCGAUGAUUUCAGUGGCAACUACCAAUGGUCAAAUGAUACCUGA
Molecule: messenger RNA, 2205 nt
Organism: Mollisia scopiformis
Lineage: Eukaryota; Fungi; Ascomycota; Leotiomycetes; Helotiales; Mollisiaceae
Exons: 3
Coding region: 1-2205 (734 amino acids)
Biological process (GO): DNA-templated transcription; positive regulation of transcription by RNA polymerase II
Molecular function (GO): sequence-specific DNA binding; zinc ion binding; DNA-binding transcription factor activity, RNA polymerase II-specific
Source: RefSeq, a predicted model, not a curated record